Molecule: messenger RNA, 2598 nt
Organism: Postia placenta MAD-698-R-SB12
Lineage: Eukaryota; Fungi; Basidiomycota; Agaricomycetes; Polyporales; Adustoporiaceae
Exons: 10
Coding region: 1-2598 (865 amino acids)
Source: RefSeq, a predicted model, not a curated record
AUGCAACUCUGUCCGUUCACAUAUAUCGCGCUUGCUGCAGUGCUUGCGACUGCCACCAGCGUUGUGGGCCAUCCCUCUGUUGUCGACGGCGUUGCCAAAGUCAAAGCCCGUCAGGUUGACGACGACUGCGGGAACAACAUCGCCCUCCAGUUUGUCGACUCUGCCGGGGACAACUUUGGCGCGUGCGAGGAUGUCGUCUACGAGACGUACUUGACGCUCGACAGACCUAACGACUUCUCCUACUGCACACAGCAGCUGUACGACUGCGCCGGAGUUGCGCUUGGAAGGGCAAUUUUUAUGAAAUCGCAAGAUGUCAAGAUCACGACUCGGAAACAACGCCAUGCGGCUGACGUUAUUGAAGGCGGGAAGCGCGGGGAAACUACCGUGAAAACAGAAGGAAGGAGCUGCGGCACCUGCAUUAUGCUCCACGGAAACCAUGACUGGGAGGCGGCACACUGCUAUGCCCCGAACGUCGAAGACGAGCCGGGCCGGGUGCAGGAGUCCGAACGUGCGGCCGAAGGGCAGGAUUGUCUGGAAGGCGACAUGGUUGAGGUUGAGAAAGAGAGGAAAGCCCCAUAUGCUACACUCAUGUAUAUCCCGGAUCCGGAGCUUGCGCUGGCUAUAGCAGAACUAACAGCGAUAGACAUAAGACCUCCGCUCGCAAAUUAUACUUUGGGCAAGGUGGAGCAGAAAUUCGCGGCAGGAGUCGCCAGUGGUGGAUGCCGCGACACAGCGCUACUCGUAGGCAAGCAUGUUAACCGACUGCACAAAGCAAACGCGUACAAUCAACUAGUGUGCAUUUCAUCUACCUCCACCGCGGUGUGGAAGAUCUCAGCAGACCUGCACAACAACCCUCCGAUAGGACCGACGCAUUGUAGUGCCCCGCAUAAGAUGGUGCUACCCUUCCCGACGGAGAUAUGGUUGGGCAUCUUCCACGGCCUCGCCAAGGAAGGCGAGUAUGACACGCUGGAAGGAUGCAGAGUAGUGUGCAGAGGGUUUCAACUGAUGGCGGAUGAGUGCCUAGCAUACAACAUGACGUUCAAAAGUCCAAAAGACGUCGAGCGCAUCAAGAUGAACUUUUCAGGCGAUGCCAGUGAGGUGCGACGCUGGAGAGGACCACGACAAGUGACAAUCCAUGGCGAGGACUCAAGUGAAGACGACCGCGGACCCAUUCCGCAUCUGGCGACGUUUGCGUCGAGGCAUGGAGGAAGAUGGCCCUCUGUUGAUGCGCUGACUAUCUCCAACGCGCUGUGGCGGGCGGCGGAUCUCGAUGCCGACGCCGUCUUCCGCGAUCUGUUUCGCUUCUCCAUUUCCCGUCUCAGCCUCGAUUACGUCGUUUUCCCGACGAUUUUGACGCUUGGCCGGCUGGUGUGCGCCCUCCCCCGCCUCAAGCGUCUCGCUCUCUGGCAUGUGCAAUUCACUCACCAGCUUUUCGAUGCUUCUACUAUCUCCCAGUUCCGUCUUCUGCCGCACGCACAGCUGGAGAUCCUCUUCUUGGGCAGGACGUUCGACUCCAAGUUUCCUAGACUGAGUCCCUCCUUCGUGGAAUUGUCCGAAUUCAUUGCUGCCGUCAGUGGCCGAAAACACUUGAUUCCUCAUUCUCGUCCUACGCAGGCGUGUCUGUGGAGCGCCGUCCGAACACUGCAUCUCUCGAGUGUCAUCUUUCCCUCAGUUGCGACCUUUUCUCGCCUCCUGUGCGCCCUCCCCGCUCUCGAAACGCUCAUCCUUCAGGGGCCAUGUACGUUUGCGAAACACGGCGUCCGCCUCCGAAGCAUGCCUGUGCUACCAUCAGGCUUGGUGGUUGUCGAGCUGAUGCUCGGCUUCAGUUUGCAUUCUGACCCUCGCUCCGUGGCUGAUCUUGUCGACUUCUUCAUUGCUACUGGGACUAGUACCCAACUCCGAGACAUUACAAUUUCCUCGACUCCGUCUUUCCAGAUGAUGACACAGUCGGAUGUCUGCCUCAACAGGCUCGUCAAAUAUUCUGGACAAUCAUUACGUCGCCUUAGCCUCGACCCAUACAUAUCCUGGCCUCCUCUGGAAGAAAGCGAUGCGUUGCUCCGUACAGACCAGAGUGCAGCCCCAUAUCUCAAUCUUUCGGAUAACGGGUGCCUCGAACAAUUGGACCUCACAGUCAAAGUCACUGAUGCAAACGAUUCAUGCUUGUGUACUCCUGUGAUUGAGGUCCUAUCACAAGUGACGUCCACGCACAUAUCCAGGAUUACAGUGCAGUUGCACCCUUAUGACUUUCCCCACGCCUCAAUUGACGUAGACUUGGGAACACUGAUCGAGGAGCUCCCGCAACUCGAUGCUGUCCUCUCUCUGCCGGUCUUCGGCAACCUCAUCCACGUUGCUAUAGACGUCAGGACACUUGACAGGCCAAAUGUCCGAGAUGAGGAAUGGGCGAAGGGCCUUAUAUUGCGCUUACCGACGCUUGAUGAACGCGGGGUUCUGGGGUGCGUCUUGUCCAGGAUCGGAGUGCAUUGGGAUUCUAAGGCCAGUGCUUGGAAACGUUAUGGAGUUGAGAGAGGUGCCAUACAGGACGUCGUGAUAACUGACGAAGUGGUCGGGGUUGAGGACGAACGAGAGCCGCACAAAUGA